Molecule: messenger RNA, 1914 nt
Organism: Lodderomyces oxycetoniae
Lineage: Eukaryota; Fungi; Ascomycota; Pichiomycetes; Serinales; Debaryomycetaceae
Exons: 1
Coding region: 1-1914 (637 amino acids)
Source: RefSeq, a predicted model, not a curated record
AUGUCGACGUACAAACGACUACCGACGGGUAAUAAGUAUCUGCCAAAAUUUCUUCAACAACCAAUUUCUUCGUCUAUUAUAUCUCUACCAUCUAUCGACCAGUUUCAAUUAGACUAUAUAAUAAACAAUAUAUUACCAGAUGAGGCAGAGGAUCUUAUUCAUAACCUUUUAGCAGUUUCCAACAAUCUCAAAAAUGACCUUCGAGCGGAGAUCAAGUACAAAUUGUCAGUAGAACAGAAGAUUCAAUUCAAAAAUAUUGCAAUCUGCAAACAGGCAGACGAACUACAUCAGAAGAUCAAAAAGAGGAAAAAGAAAUUGGCAGCACAAGUUUAUUUAAACAGUGGUGGAGAAGACAUUGGAAGGAAAUUAUUGGAUGCUGGUACAAGAACUAAAAAAUUGAUCCAAAAACUUCAAGCGAUUGAGAAAAAUAGGGGUCAGCUGGUUAAAAGACUGAAGUACCACCUUUCCAACUUAAAACUCGAAAAUGAGACAGCACCAGAGGAGAUUGUUGAUAACAGCAAUAGUGACACCGAGAGAGCUCGUAAAGUGUCUUCUAUUGAAGAACCACUUGUUCCAGUUGCUGUAAAGGAAAACGAGCAUGCACUUGUUGAGGUGCCCCAACGAGAAGCUAACCAUGCACUUGUUGAGGUGCCCCAACGAGAAGCGAACCAUGCACUUGUUGAGGUGCCCGAACGAGAAGUUAACCAUGCACUUGUUGAGGUGCCCCAACGAGAAGCUAACCAUGCACUUGUUGAAGGUAAAGAUAGUAGCCAUGUGAUUCCUCAUGAAUCAACACCUCCAGAGGAUGGAAAAGAGGCAAAAGAAGAAGAAGAAAAUUUCGAGUCCAAUUUUGAAACAUUCAUGUCAACCACUAUUUCCAAAUAUAGGGACUUAAAAACUAGGAAACACUCCACUGAUGAUAGCAGCACUCUCAAUGGCAGUAUAGCCACAAAGUCGACUAUCGCUCCCUCUCCCAUGAAUAAUCCACUACAUUUGCUUUAUUCGCAAUUAAUAACCAAUCCCAAGUAUAUAAAUCCAAUAUCAAAACCGAUUCCAAAACACCUAAAUCUCCCAUACAAAUCGUCGCCCACUAUUGAAGCCACGUCUCAAACAACACAUUAUAAGAAACUACGAAUAAAUGGGAAUCUUCUUGAUACUAAUUAUUUUAAACGUUUGCAACUACGAGAAACUCAACAAGCGGCGGCAGCAGCAGCGGCGGCGGCGGCGGCGACAGCGACAGCAGCGACAACAGCGACAGCAGCGACAGCAUCAGUUGAUCAAGAGUUUGAUGAAAUUACUGACCAAACCGGUGAAGAUGUUUGGAACUCAUCGGGAAUGGGUAUUGAUGAGAAUAGUCAAAACGGGACUCUUACACUGGAUGAAUCAAUCAGCGGAAAGUCAAAUAAUUUCAUAGAAGACUCAUUAUCUUCUUCUUCAGAUGAUGAUGAUGAUGAUGAUGAUGAUGAUGAUGACGAUAAAACAACCACUAAUAAAUACUUCAACCUUGUGAAACAGAAGGCUAAACGUAAAAGUAAAAAAUCAAUACAAAAAGAACAAUCGCCUACUCCAAAACACAAACCAUCACAUCAUAUCUUAAAGCCCAAGAGGUCGAUUUUGAAAACAAGCAAUGGAUUCCUGCAAAGGAAGCAACCAAGUUGCAGUCAUCACACGUAUAUGGUGGAAACAAGCGCUCUAUCAGAAGUGAGCAAUGCCUAUGGAUCUAUGCGGCAAAGUUCGAUCACUGACUUCAAUGCACAGGGGACAAUUGUAAGUAGGGGGGACGCAAACACAAAAGUUACAUCUGAUGACAGAGGUAAUUGCAAGGAUAAAAAAUCCGAUGCCGACGAAAGUGACACUAAUAAAAAUAAUUACUCAACAUCACAAUCCGUCUCACUUUUAAAGAACCUCAUCUAG